Messenger RNA from Coregonus clupeaformis (lake whitefish), 1307 nucleotides. Its product is annotated as ecto-ADP-ribosyltransferase 4. Gene Ontology annotation, molecular function: NAD+-protein-arginine ADP-ribosyltransferase activity; NAD+ poly-ADP-ribosyltransferase activity. The transcript has 3 exons. The coding region runs from base 55 to 867 and encodes 270 amino acids. The record is from RefSeq and is a predicted model, not a curated record. Lineage: Eukaryota; Metazoa; Chordata; Actinopteri; Salmoniformes; Salmonidae.
CACUUGUAGACAUACGAGUCUAGAUACCCAACACAACAGGCAAAGUUGAUUUUAAUGAAGAUGGCAAUCAUUGCAGUGUGGACAUUUCUUCUAUUGACCUCUGGUGUGGCCAUAGCGAUGAAAACGGGUGGUUGUCGCUCUGUCUCUGCUCCGAUUCCCCUGAACAUGGUCAAUACCUCUGUUGACGACAUGUACAACGGCUGUAGACAGGAAAUGUCCGGGCUGGUAGAGAACACAUAUCUUGAGGAGGAGAGAAAAACAACUAAAAACUUCAACGCAUCCUGGACAAAAGCAGAAAAGUGUGCAAGAAACAGGACCAUUCAAGACAAUCUUAAACUGAAGCAUGUCCAGGCUAUCUGUGCUUACAGUGCAGGACACCUAGAAAUAUACAAAGAUUUUAACCAAGCAUGUCUCACCAACAAGAGCAUCUACACCUCUUCCUUCAAGUUCCACUCCCUGCAUUUCCUGCUGACUGAAGCUAUUCUCCUCCUGAAACAAAACCCAGACCAACAGGGCUGUUACACCACGUACAGAAGAACCAAAAUUGAGUUUGCAGGUGAAGUGAACAAGGAAAUCCGUUUUGGCUCAUUUGCCUCCAGCUCUUUCCUACAGAACUUGACACAUUUUGGAGAGAAGUCCUGCUUUGAAAUAAAGACAUGUUUUGGCGCUUACCUCAAGUCCUACCCAGUGAUGGGUGAAAAAGAGAAGGAGGUGUUGAUUCCGCCCUAUGAAGUGUUCAACAUUACUGCCGUGAUCAAGAAAGAAAAAGUGAAGGAUCUUUGGUGUGAUGUUGUGUACAAACUACAGAGCAACAAAACACAGAGUGACCUGAAUUGCAAAAUGGUGAAGUCGGUCCAAAUAGGGUGAAAUAAAACCAGCAUAUCUGCUUUUCUACAGUCAGUAAAACAUUAUCUGCAGGGUACAGUACACCCUUCCUCAAGUUCCCUCCAUCAUAACUAGAGAAUGAUCAAUCAUUCCAAAUCUCAGCUGUUAUGCUACUGUCAAAAUGGCGUGAUUUGCAUUGCUUGCUCAGUUAAGACAUUGCUUGCUCAGUCAAGACAUUGCUUGCACAUAUUACGAUUCUUCUUCUAUGAUAUUGUUGACAUUGUUUAGCAUGUGCAUGCAGCUUUUGCUUUGAUCAAAAAAGAAAAAAAUGAUUAUCUGAUAGAUUGUAAAUUAAAUGAAAGUAAUGUUAGGUUAACCUCUUUGUGUAUGAGAAGAGUAUACUUAUUUAGUUAUAACUAUCCACUGUGUUGGAUGUACUGUAUUCAGCUGUGCAUCUUCGCUGAGUAAACAUUUGAAAGUCA